GAGCUUUACGGCUUCUGAGGUGUAGCAGUGUCCGCGACGGGCUGUUGGGGAAAGGUCUCGCGGUGGUCUCAGAAACGUCUGGGCAUCCAGUAGAUGUAGUAUUCUCCACUGGUGGGAAUACAUUUGGGACUACAUGAAUGAAAAUGAAAACCUGAGAUAACAAGAAUGGAUUUUGCUUUCUCUGUAGCAACCACCGGGAGACUCGGAAUUAAAAGUAGAAAAACGUCGUAGUUAUUGUACAGAUGUGUGAGUUCUCGGUUACAAGUCAUUUAGAUGAACUUCAGUGAAAUGACUCUUCAGGAAUUGGUGCACCAGGCUGCCUCUCUUUAUUUGGACAAAGUAGCUGUGUGUUUUGAUGAAUGUAACAACCAGCCUCCACUUUGUUGUACCUAUAAGACUGUGGUUACUGAUGCUUCGGGAUUAUCAAAUUUUCUCCUAUCACACUGUGACUUCGAAGGAAUUCGAGAAAUUGGUCUCUACUGCCAGCCUGGGAUUAAUUUACCCUCUUGGAUUUUAGGAAUUCUCCAAGUCCCUGCUGCUUAUGCGCCUAUUGAUCCGGAUUUACCAUCAUCACUAUCAACUUAUUUUAUGAAAAAAUGUAACCUAAAGUACAUCCUUGUUGAAAAAAAGCAAAUUAAUAAAUUCAGGUCUUCCUUUGAAACGCUAUUGAACUACGAUCCAUUUACAGUUGAACAUAAUGGCCUCGUACUCUUCACACUUCGGUGGAAACACGGAGAGGUGAACUUGAUGCUGAGUGACAGAAAAGAGCACCAUGAAAAGGAAGCGAUAACAGACAGCGUAAGUUCCGAGAACUGCGAUGAAGAAAAAGCAGAACACAUGGACGUGAGGCGAAAGCAUUGCUUAGCCUACGUUCUCCACACCUCAGGGACUACAGGGGUGCCGAAGGUCGUCAGAGUGCCUCAUGAGUGUAUAGUGCCAAAUAUCCAGCAUUUCCGGAUACUUUUUGACGUCACACAAGAAGAUAUUUUAUUUCUGGCUUCACCUCUGACCUUCGAUCCUUCUGUUGUGGAAAUAUUUGUUGCCUUAUCGAGUGGUGCCACUCUGCUCAUUGUGCCAACUGUUGUCAAGGCGCGCCCAUCACAGUUAGCUUCCGUUCUCUUUUCCCAUCACCGAGUGACUGUGUUGCAGGCAACGCCAACAUUGCUUAGAAGAUUCGGAGCUCAGCUUAUCAAAUCCAGUGUUUUGUCAGCCAGUACUUCCCUUCGAGUGUUAGCUCUUGGUGGCGAAGCCUUUCCGUCAUUGACUGUCCUCAGAAGCUGGAGAGGAGAAGGCAACAAAACACACAUAUUUAAUGUCUAUGGAAUCACAGAAGUAUCGAGUUGGGCGACCUUUUACAGGAUUCCAGAGAAGAGUCUUACCUCUACUUUGAAAUGUGAAAUGCCUGUACAACUGGGAUUUCCACUGCUUGGAACAGUAGUUGAAGUCAGAGAUACUAAUGGUUGCACAAUUCAAGAAGGCAAUGGCCAAGUAUUUUUAGGUGGUGGAAGCAGAGUGUGUUUUCUUGAUGAUGAAGUGACAGUACCACUUGGCACAAUGCGAGCCACAGGAGACUUUGUGACUGUGAAAGAUGGAGAGAUAUUUUUCUUGGGACGAAAGGACAGUCAGAUCAAACGUCACGGCAAACGUCUUAACAUUGAACUUGUGCAACAGAUUGAUGUUUCUGAGUUAAACAAGUUAUAUUUAAACUACAUAAACUUGAAGUCUGAGUAUAAGCUCAAUGGAAAAGAGGAACUUUGGGAAAAAUUACAGUAUUUGUGGAAGUCUAUUCUGAGUCUCUCCGAAGAUCUUUUGAAGGUUCCUGAUGAGUCAUUCUUCUUAAAUAGUGGUGGUGAUUCCUUAAAGUCCCUACGACUCCUCAAUGAGAUUGAAAAACUUAUUGGUGUGUCCGUACCUGGGCUUCUGGAAAUGAUUCUCAGCAGUUCCCUUUUAGAGAUUUACAAUCACAUUCUUCAAACGGUGUUUCCAGAUGAAGAUCUGACACCCGGCAAGAGUUGUGCCACAAAAAGGAAACUCAGUGACAUUGAUCAAGAGGAAGCUGGUGGCAAAGCUCUGCAUCAGAAAUCUGUCGUGCCUUUAAAUUGCGACAAUGAGAUUAAGGCUUUUGCACUCAGCAGAGGGAGUCAGGUUUCGUCUGUGGAUCCUACUAUGUCUUCAACUAAGUUAGGAAACUGCCUUUCAGUCUGUUCUUCUGAUUUAAUGUCACAGACUAACAGUCAGAAUUCAGAAAGCUUAAAUCCUCCAGCUCUAAUCAGGAAGUCAAAAGACCUAUCCCUUGUUGCAGAAGUUUCUGAAAAGGGCAAACCUGUGGCAGAGUCUGAGAAAACAGAGUUCUGCGUGCGGUGGAGGUCGGACACUGGCAAAUGCGUAGAUGCUUCCCCACUAGUUAAAAUAAUAGUUAACCACGUGCUGAUUAAUAGUGUGGGCCUUGGAUUGGAACCUCGCUGUUAUGAUGGAUUAGUUUAUGUUCUAAAAAGUAAUACUGGAGAAAACUACUGGAGGUUUACUACAGAAGAUGCUGUCAAAAGCUCGGCCACAGUGGAUCCAACCACAGGACUCCUGUACAUUGGCUCUCAUGACCAGCAUGCAUACGCUUUAGAUAUUUAUAAAAAGAAGUGUGUUUGGAAGUUAAAAUGUGGGGGAACUGUCUUUUCUUCUCCUUGUUUGAGCCUGAACCCACAUCAUCUAUAUUGUGCUACACUGGGAGGACUUUUACUGGCUGUAAAUCCUGCUACUGGGAACAUAAUUUGGAAACAUUCCUGUGGAAAGCCACUCUUCUCUUCUCCGCAGUGUUGCUUACAAUAUAUUUGCAUCGGCUGUGUUGAUGGGAAUUUACUCUGCUUUACUCACUUGGGAGAACAGGUUUGGCAGUUCUUUACCAGUGGACCGAUCUUUUCAUCCCCAUGUAUCUCAGCAUCAGAGCAAGACAUAUUUUUUGGUUCCCAUGAUUGCUUUAUCUACUGUUGUAACAGGAAAGGUCACCUCCGAUGGAAAUUUGAAACUACUUCACGGGUAUAUGCAACACCGUUUGCUUUCCAUAACCAAGAUCACAGCACUGAAAUGUUGCUGGCAGCAGCAUCUACGGAUGGGAAACUGUGGAUCUUGGAUUCUCAGAGUGGACAACUGAGAAGUGUGUAUGAACUUCCCGGAGAGGUCUUCUCUUCUCCUGUAGUCUGGGAAUCAAUGCUCAUUAUUGGAUGUAGAAAUAAUUAUAUUUAUUGUCUGGAUUUAUUGGGUGGCAAUAAAAAAUAAUCAGGUACAAUCCUUAUUAGCAUAUAUCUGUGAGAUGUUUGAAAAUAUUUUACCAU
This is a messenger RNA of Otolemur garnettii (small-eared galago), 3326 nucleotides long. RefSeq names its product aminoadipate-semialdehyde dehydrogenase (gene AASDH). The record is from RefSeq and is a predicted model, not a curated record. The transcript is spliced from 16 exons. Gene Ontology annotation, biological process: amino acid activation for nonribosomal peptide biosynthetic process. Gene Ontology annotation, molecular function: protein binding. Lineage: Eukaryota; Metazoa; Chordata; Mammalia; Primates; Galagidae. The coding region runs from base 274 to 3270 and encodes 998 amino acids.